AUGAAAGGCAACAAACCUUUACACGAGGUGGUGACUGUACAGGGACUACCUCAAAUAUGUGACGCCAAUUCCAGUAUCUCCAGACGUGUAGUCUGGUUCCUCAUCUUGUGUGGUGGACUUUCUUUCACCACCUUCAACAUCUACAAGCAGAUAUCUUUAUAUCUGUCUGUCCCUGUCAACUGUGACUGGGAGUCAGCGCCAUGUGGACAUGACGACUUCAUCUACCAGGAAACUGAUAUGGGGACAUGCUUCACAUAUAACGUCAAUGGUUCUCUGCUUGCUCGUAAUUCCGGACGUGCCAAUGGUCUGCGCCUCUUGCUAAAUGUCCAGGAAGAGGAAUAUACUCGGAGCUCUGAUGGAUACCUUGGAACAGGGUUCAUGGUGGCUGUUCACGCUCCGGAGGUGAUCCCAAUUAUGUCUGCGAUGGGAAUGGCAGUAGCUCCCGGAUCCCAGCACUUUGUUGGCAUAGGAGUGAAGGAGGUGACCGCAAAUGAUGGUGUAGGCGGUUGUGGAGACGGGUUUCUGAAGUACAUCACUCGAAACUAUUCCCGGGAUGCAUGCAAAAUGGAGUGUGAGAUGGAUUUCAUCGUCAGCAUUUGCAACUGCAGGGACUAUACAAAUCCAAAUGACGAUGUUGCAUAUUGCACACCCCAACAGUUUCAGGAAUGUUAUGUCCCAGCUAAAGCUAGAUAUCUGCAGACAGACACUGGCUGUGAAGCUGGAUGUCCUGAGCCAUGCAGCUAUACCAGGUUCAUCACCCAACACUCCAGCUCUCCACUGACCAGGAACUACAUUACUGCGUACACCAAGGCCAAGGGUAAGACUGAAGAGUACUGGCGGAGGAAUCUGGUUAUUCUGGAGAUGUAUCUGAGCUCUAUGACCUACGAACUCACUGAAAAACAGCUGGGGUAUGAGAUCUUGGACCUGUUCUGUGACAUCGGUGGAGCACUGGGUCUGUUGCUUGGUGCCAGCCUGCUGACAGUGUUAGAAGUGUUUGACUUCUUAUGUAUCACUGUCUUCUCCGUAGUGUUUGAAAAGAACAAGGUUCAUAAGAUUGAUCCAAAAGACAACUCCAAAUGA
This is a messenger RNA of Haliotis rubra (blacklip abalone), 1080 nucleotides long. Its product is annotated as acid-sensing ion channel 1A-like. NCBI's taxonomy places the organism in Eukaryota, Metazoa, Mollusca, Gastropoda, Lepetellida, Haliotidae. Gene Ontology annotation, molecular function: sodium channel activity. The transcript is spliced from 5 exons. Gene Ontology annotation, cellular component: membrane. Gene Ontology annotation, biological process: sodium ion transport. The record is from RefSeq and is a predicted model, not a curated record. The coding region runs from base 1 to 1080 and encodes 359 amino acids.